AUGUAUACACCUAAUACUAUCACUGAUAAAAAAUUUGAAGAACAUCUUUUUCAAGAAAUUCGUAUGAAAAGUCUGGUAUAUUUGAAUGAACAACAUUUAUCAAAAAUGGCCUUUUCUUCUUCCAAUCAUCAUUUUUCAACACAAGUCAAACCUACUCAUCUACGUCAACGUCGUACAAUAAGUGUUCAAAUAUUAUCAUCAAUUGAUGAUGAACGCUAUCGAAACUACUAUCGUUACGAUGUUCCAAUUCAUUCAUGUCGCGAUUCAUUAUUUAGUUCAAAUCGUUGGCCAUCAACUGAUUAUCAUGGAUUUUUAAAUUUAUGUAUCGUUUUAUUAGUAAUGUCAAGUGGUCGAUUAGUAUUAGAAAAUUUGAUUAAAUAUGGUCUAUUAAUUGAUGGUUUAAGUUUAUUUCAUUCUCUAUUUGCUGAACCACAUAAAUGGCCUGGUCUCUCACUUGGACUAUGUGUAAAUAUAUUUGUUUUAAUUGCCUAUCAACUUGAACUUAUUCUUAGCCGUUUAACAGUAAAAUCACGAUUUGAAAAAUAUUUAUAUGUCUUACACGUAAUAAAUUUAAUUCAAAUGCUUAUUGUUCCAGCUAUAUGUGUUUGGUAUUUCAAACCAAAUCCAUUGAGUUCAUUUAUUGCUUUAAUGAUUUAUACAAUUGUAUUUAUGAAGUUAAUAUCUUACAUACAUAUUAAUUAUAUAUGUAGAGAGGCUCUACCAAAUUUAAAACUUCUAUUAAAAAGACAUAGAAGUCAUCAUGAUCUAACAUCUUUAGUAACUAAUGGACAUUAUGAUACAUCCACAACAACGGAAGAAGACGAAGAAGAAGAAGAUAAUGAAAUGUCAGAUCAAAUAUUAUGUGAAACAUCAUUUAGACAUCAAAGUCCUUUAUCAAAAAUGACAAAAAAAAAGAAAUUAAUAAAAGGAAAUCACUUAAAAUCGACAAAAUAUUUGUCUUUAUAUAAUUUAAACGAGUCAUUAGUCGAUUUUUAUCCAUUAAAUUUAACAUUAUCUAAUUUAUAUUAUUUUCUUGUUAUUCCUACAUUAUGUUAUGAAUUAAAAUUUCCAAAAACUCGUCGUAUUCGAAAACGUUUUCUUAUUCGUCGUACAUUAGAAGUGAUAUUUUUUGCCAUGUUAAACAUUCUUCUUAUUCAACAAUGGAUAAUGCCCAUUUUACGUAAUUCACAUCAGCCAUUUCGAGAUUUAGAUUAUUUACGUUUAAUAGAACGUUUACUCAAAUUAGCCGUUCCAAAUAAUAUCGUAUGGUUAAUAUUUUUCUAUUGGUAUUUUCAUUCUGUAUUAAAUUUGAUUGGUGAACUGACAUAUUUUGGUGAUAGAGAAUUUUAUCGUGAUUGGUGGAAUGCAUCUCAAGUGGGUGUAUUUUGGAAAAAUUGGAAUGUACCUGUUCAUAAUUUUGCUUCAAGACAUUUAUUUAAACCAUUAUUAAGAAUGGGUGUUGCAAAAUUUCAUUCAGCCUGUAUCGUCUUUUUUAUAUCGGCAUUUUUUCAUGAAUAUUUGGUUAGUGUACCAUUAGGAAUGUUUCGUCUUUGGGCAUUUAGUGGCAUGAUUUUACAGUUACCAUUUGCUUUUGCCGUUAAUCAUUAUUUGAAAGAUAAACCAAGAUUAGGAAAUAUAGCUGUUUGGUUAUCAUUAAUUAUUGGACAACCAAUAGCGAUUAUGAUGUAUUUACACGAUUAUUAUUAUGACUAUUAUCGAAAUACCAUUCAAAACUAG
Messenger RNA from Didymodactylos carnosus, 1737 nucleotides. Lineage: Eukaryota; Metazoa; Rotifera; Eurotatoria; Philodinida; Philodinidae. The record is from the annotation of a GenBank genome assembly.